This is a messenger RNA of Pyrus x bretschneideri (Chinese white pear), 1166 nucleotides long. RefSeq names its product protein NOI4-like. The transcript is spliced from 3 exons. Lineage: Eukaryota; Viridiplantae; Streptophyta; Magnoliopsida; Rosales; Rosaceae. Bases 155 to 415 code for a protein of 86 amino acids. The record is from RefSeq and is a predicted model, not a curated record.
UUCGACCUUAUUCUUUUCUGCUUUUUCACUCUCUAAUAUCUCUUUAUAUAUGAAUAAUCUCAAUCAUUUUCCAAUCAAAUAGUAACUCAUAAUCUCUGAGAUUCUUUGAAGCCUCUCUGUGAAUUGAUUUUAAUCUCCCCAGAUUUACCUAUCAAUGGCAGCUUAUGAGAAGGGAAGGGCGGCAGUAGGGAUAGGAGGAGCUCUACCAAAAUUUGGGGAGUGGGAUGUGAACGAUCCGGCAUCAGCUGAAGGAUUUACAGUCAUAUUCAACAAGGCCAGAGAUGACAGAAAGUCUGGUGGAACUCCAUUGAUUGUUGCAGCAGCGGCCCCAGAAAAAUAUGCUUCCCGUAAAAAAAGUGGCAAAUAUAAUAAGCUCCCCAAAAAGAGUAAGUGGCUUAUUUGCUGCGGUUGUUAGGUUUUUGCCCAUUGGCUUUCGAAAGAACCUUGCAAGACAAGAAACACACGACGCUCUACAAUGCGGAGGAGGAGGAUUCUCUACCCUCCUGCUCUACAAUGCGGAGGAGGAUUCUUUACCUUUCCAUGCCUUUUUAUUUGAACAGCCACGGUUAAGUCACGUCAACAUCUUAUAUUGAUUUUUUUUAUGAAGAUAAUAAGACAAAAAAUAAUUUGUGAGAUGAGAGAAUGUAAGGGAAUGAGAAUAGGAUGGUAGAUAAUCUUCCUUCCUACAAUGCAGCAUUGAUCGGAGUAGAGAAAAACAAUAUUUUUCUUGUUAUUCUUUAAUUCAUUUUAUUUUUCUUUUCAAUUUUGAUGUGUUACUCCUUGAUUUUUCCUUUUCUAGGAGAGUGAUGUAUAUUGAGUAUUUUGUUAAUUUUUUUUUUCAUUAAGUGAAUGCUUUUAUUUAAUUUUAUAUGCUCAACCCGAUUGAAUGCUAAUGCAACUUUUGAAUGGAACUGGUCAACUCAUCUGUCAUAAUCAUUUCUACACCAUAUUUCAACUUUCAACUACUCUCGGCCAAAUCACGAAAAAAAUAUUUAAUUAACGGAUGGAACAUCAAUAAUUUAUGGACAAGGGUUGUCAGCCCAUUCAUUUUCGAUGUCCUUUCGUGCUCUUCUGUUUUAUGUGAUCAUAAUUAAGUUGAGUCAAUAUUUUAUAUUAUUUUUUAUAGAAAUAAUAAAAUAAAAAUAAAUAAUAAUAUAAAAUAUUGA